This is a messenger RNA of Nasonia vitripennis (jewel wasp), 4988 nucleotides long. It is a transcript of the gene Lapsyn, whose product is annotated as biglycan. The transcript is spliced from 4 exons. Lineage: Eukaryota; Metazoa; Arthropoda; Insecta; Hymenoptera; Pteromalidae. The record is from RefSeq and is a predicted model, not a curated record. Gene Ontology annotation, molecular function: protein binding. Gene Ontology annotation, cellular component: extracellular matrix. Bases 1510 to 2574 code for a protein of 354 amino acids.
GCGCGCAAGAGGGAGCGCAUCCCUCGCGCUCCUAAUCUGGCCCGGAAAAAAGGGCCAGAGGAUUUGCAGCGCCGUAACUCUUGCGGGAUUGCCCGAGAUAAGAGGCCAGAUAGUAGACAAUAAAAAAGAUGAUCUCGAGCAAUUUUGACUGAGACUCCUCCCCUCCUAGCUCCCUCUUUCUCUCUAAUACGGUCGCGAACGGCGAAUGACGAUUCAUAAUUCGCUUGCUGUGUUGUAAUUGUAAGCCGAUAAGAGCCGAGAUAACGAGACGCGCGCGUUCGGUAACGCAGUAAAGCACGAGCCGAGUCUUUUGCAUUCCCGCAUAUACCGCAGGGGACCGGAGUUAACCGCUAAGCCGAAUUCGACCGAAAAACUUUUCAUUAAGUCGACCGCAAGCCUGCUAAGUAUACGCGAACACUGCGCACUACUGUCGCGCGCAAAAGCAGCGAGACCUAAUAAAAACUCGACAUAUUUACGAUCCUAACGAGACGACGACGACGACGACGACGACGACGACGACGACAAUCGACUGCAGUUUUGUAUACGGAGGACGCAAUCGAAAGGAGAACUUUCACGAGCCCCAUUGUUGAGCCGAAAUAAAGCGAGCGCUGAAAAGGGAUUACAGCGAAUGGAACUUUGCUCUCUCCCUCUCUCUCUCUCUCUUCGCGAAAAAAAAACAGCGCAGGAAACUAACAAAAACCCACAAACACACACAAACAACGCGAGCUGGAACUUUUCAUUAAAUACCCCGCAACUUGCCUGCAGAAUUCGAGAUUAAAAACAAAAACGCAAUAAUAGAGCACAUCUCGCAAUACACGCACGCCGGCCAUUAUAUUCGACGAAAAAGGCUCAUGACCUUUCGUCCGAAGGGUGCGAGAGAGCGGGAGAUGCUGUCUUUUCCAGCUUCUUCUCUUUGCCCCUGGCGUGUCCUUGGCUACGCACCAACAUACACCGUGCCUACCCCCUCCUAACCUCAAAAAGUGCGUGUGCGAGGGGAGAGAGAGAGAGAGAGAGAGAGAGUCCCUUACGCGUACAAGGGGGAGAGACCGGGAAUCGAUGAGGGUGCGUGCGUAUCCCCGAAGGAGAGAGAAAGAGACAGCAGCGGAGAGGGGCUUUGCCAUACCUACCUAUACCAUACACUCGUCUGCAGGAUGAAUCAGUAAGGCGAGCGCGCGCGAGUUGCCGGACGCCGGCUUUGUUUACGUGCCCGUUUCUCUGUGCUCGGCGUCGCUGCUUUCUUCUUUUUCCCCCUUUUCUCUCCAAUAAUAAAUACCUGUAUCGUUGUUGCGGUGGAUUUUUAGAGGAGAGACAUUCGGAUUUGCAACUUAGUGGAUCGGAGACGUUGCCGGAUUCGAGAAUAAUAAGAGCCUGUGAGAGCUGCGAGUGAGAUGUGAGUUUCUGGAGGAACUGCGGACAAAGCUGUUCUGUGCGCGGGAUCCGUGCUGUAGCGCGGUCGCUUCGAAGAAUCGAGAUCGAGUUCGAGGAGAAGACGCUGCGGACCAUAGAAGCAUGCUUGCAUCAGGUGCGAUGAACCUGCUGGCGCUCCUGCUGCUGCUGCUGGUCGGAGGCCAGGUGUCGAGCGCGGGAGCCGGAUCGAUGAUCCUCAUGGACCCGGAGGUGCCGCUCAAGAAGUGCAGAUACUCCAGGGCCUACGGGAUGUUCCAGGCGCAGUGCCGGGACCUCAAGCUGAACGACAUUCCGCCGAACCUGCAGUCCAGUAUCGAGAUACUGGACGCCAGCGAGAACCGCAUCCGGGAGCUGCGCAACGACAGCCUCUCGAGGUACAGCAGCCUAAAGUUCCUCUACAUCCAAGACAACUUCGUUCAGCAAGUGGCCGAGGGCGCGUUCCAGCCGACCUACUACCUGGAGGUGCUGAACCUCUCGGACAACGGGCUGUUCGAGCUGCCCCGGAGCCUCUUCCAGCUGCAGUCGCUGCGCAACCUCUACGUCAACUCGAACAAGCUCGGCGACUCGUCGUUCAACGUGUCCGGCGUGAGGUCGCCGCUCAACUGGCUGCACGCCUCCAACAACCAGCUGACCAGAAUGCCGCGGCUCGCGCCCCUGGCCAUGCUCACGAAGCUCAACCUCUCGCACAACCACAUCAGCAGGCUCUCGAGCGAGGACAUCGCGCCGCUCUGCUCGCUGCAGCAGCUCGACCUCACCGGGAACCCGCUCAAGUUCAGCGAGAACAACUGCGAGUGCCACGAGUUCAACAAGUGGAUCAAGAAGAGGAACAUUCAGCUGAUCCCGAAGCCGCAGCUCGAGUGCCCCUCGUCUCUGCGCGAUCGCUGCUCGCUAAUCGAGUUCUCGAACCGCACGAUGUCCCUGUACAGCGGCUGCGUGACGAAUUUGCGCGACAAGGCCGAGGCUCAGAAAGCCCGCUCGACCUGGAUCUGGAUCGCCUCCUGCAUCGGCGCCUUCGUCAGCUGCAUCUGCGUGGCCUUCUGCUGCCUUCAGAAGCGCAACCGAAACAAGAGGCAACGACUCAAGGAGCAGGAGAUCCACGCAGCCAACAACGCCAACACCGAGCAGUUGCUCAACAAGGACAAGGAGAUCGCUCACGAGCAGUCCUAAAGGGCUCGCGUGCUUAUACACGCUAUACUCGGGACGCUCGUUGUCUCUGCGCGACUGGGACAAACAUUAUACUAGAUGAUUGUUUUUUUUUUUUGUUUUUUUUACCCCCACGAGGUGCGUCGGUUAACGUGCAUCAUUUCCUGAUGGAUCUUCCACUGAUCGUACCUUAUAUUUUAAUAAUGUAAUAAUCGUCCUUCAUAUGAUUCUAUGCGCUUGUACAUAUAUGCUUGCGCACGCGUGCGCCGCGUGCGGGCUGGUAUGAUUGGUAUAAUUUUUUUCGAGGACUUCGGAGAGAAGCGAAUUCGCAUACACGAUAUAUAUAUACUCCGAUAAUGCCCUAUAUGUAUGAAGAUACACAACGCAUAUUCAAGUCGAAGCAAACUUUGUUCAUACUGUUUUUGUGGAAUAUUAUGAGAAUUUUAACGAUAUAUAUAACUCUAUCGAUUCACACAGUUCAUAAAGUUUAUCAAGGGGAAAAAGUCUAUUAUAAACCGUGUGCGCAGCUAUACUGAUUUGCAUAUGAGCGAUUCUCCAGAGCGCAUUUUAAUCUCGUACAAGCUCGGAAUGAUUUUUCGAUAAAUUAAACUCUACGUACUAAUUCCGCAAUAUAUAUGUAUGACACACCAGCGCCCAAUUUUGUACCGCGAGUUUUUUCAAAUUUUGCCUAAACGAUAAUAUGUAUGAUUAUACUGCGUCGUACGUUCCACUUUUAUACGAUUUCAUAAUGAAUCCGAUACACGUAUAUAUCUUCGCGUAAUGAUAACUCGUGUAAUGAUAUGCGUUCCACGCAAAACGAUGAAUCAAAAUGUGUUUUCUUAUAUAGGUAACUACUUAAAACCGCCAAGGAGUGGUAACAAUAUCCUCACGGCACAGGCGUCGCUUCUUUUCUCUUUUCUCUCAGCACUGCGAUUGAAAAUAAAAGAAAAUAAUAUGAAAUAUGCAAGAGAAAAAUGAACUGAAAAAUGCUAAGGGCUCUCCGUGAUUCCCACAAGCGAAUAUCUACUGAAGUGUACGAUGCAUCCAGUAAACAAAAACGGUGAUCGAGUCGUUGGACGAGACUGAGGCUCUCUUAUUGCUCCUUCGCAUAUCAGCGGCGCAGAUUCAACAUAUCCAAGAUAAUAAACCAAAUAAACGAAUAUCGCACUUGAUUGCGUGUAUUCCAAAAGGUAUAUAUUAUGUAAACAAAUAUAUAUUAUAUUCAAAAGUAAAUUAAGCAUUAUAUUUGCUGUUAAAAAUAUAGGACUCGGUGGCGAGAAUACCAAGUAAAAAUUAUUAAAUACAUUAAAGCAUUGCUCAUCAUUUAAUAAAGAAAAUAUGGAAGGAUAUGGAUGAAUAUAUUAUAAACUUGUAAAUGCUUGUUGUUUAUUCAAGGGAUGUGUAGGCACGAGAAAUAAUGCUGCAUGUUUGUUUUCGUUUACUGGAUAAAGCCGGCGUCUCUACUUAUUAUACGUUCGAUAAUUCAAAAAAAUAAUGAUGAAAUGUUUUAUCAAAAACGAUUAUGGAAAAAAGGAAGAAAAGGACGUGAAAAAAAAUUUGGAAAAGAGCUAGUUCGGAAGCCAUUUAUGCGACGUCGUCAUUGACGACAGCGACUUUUUUGAGACUAUUCAUGUUAUUUUUUAUACAGAGAAUAAGCGAGAUUUUAUCGCAUAAUAGUCAUUAGUACGUAAGGUCUUAUCCGUCAUUUCCAUGUGUAUGAGAUAAUAUAUAAAUAUUUAUAAGCUUAAACGAAGAGUUAUUCAAGUGAGACGAUAACAUACUAGCCUUAUUAAUUUAUAAUUGUAUUGUAUUUUAGAGAAGAUGUUUUUCGAUAACUGCGCCGCCCAUUACUUCGAAUCCAUACUCCGAGACUCGACGGUGUAGCUAUUUUAUUUUUUAUGUACUUACAUAUGUUCGUCUUUUUCGCAUAAGAAUCGCAUUCUCUUAAUUCCACAAGUUGUAAUGUUUGUAACUCGUUCUUUUUUUUGUUCUAUUGUAAAAAAAGAAUCCUUUCGGCCGAGCGUUGAAUGUAAAACUAAUAAAGUUUUUAUUCCGAUUCAAUUGCUGAUCGUUAAACUUAAGUUUACUAAUUAUUUUUGUAAUUAUGUGUCAUACCAUGUGAUGAAACGUAUUUAAUUUUGCUACAUUUUCUUGUACGUUAUUGAGUGCAGUUUACUUAAUAUCAAAAAAGAUGUGGUAGAAUGAAAAGAGCAAUUUCAGUUACCGUUGCUAUUCAAUCGUAUUUACUGAACAAAAUGUGUAUAUUGAUUAAGAAAGCUUUUUCUCUAAUUGAAUUAUUCACAAUGUAUAUAUUCUCAUUCGAGAUCUAGUUUCAAGUAAAUCCAUUUAGUUUGUAAGAUUCGUCGUAAAUUCAACUGUAUAGGUUGAAUAGGGCUACAUUACUGAUAAUAGGAAUGGAGCGUACAAAGACUAUACAU